Megalobrama amblycephala (Wuchang bream) is the source of this 1661-nucleotide messenger RNA. RefSeq lists its product as uncharacterized. The transcript is spliced from 4 exons. The record is from RefSeq and is a predicted model, not a curated record. NCBI's taxonomy places the organism in Eukaryota, Metazoa, Chordata, Actinopteri, Cypriniformes, Xenocyprididae. Bases 149 to 778 code for a protein of 209 amino acids.
AAAAAAAAAAUGUGAGGAUGCAACCCUUAACACACUAUUAUUCAAUGCUUUAUAUUUCUCUGGUACGGAAAGGGAAACUGUGGUUUUAGAGCCCCUGCAUCUCGUUAAAGCUAUAGUUUGAUCGACACCUUUUUGAGCGACAGCUGCAAUGGACAAAGUCAUUUUCUUCUUCUGUAUGUUUUUUUAUUGGAUUAUGCAAAUCACAUUCAGUGAUGCAUCAGUACGAGGAUCUUCAUAUGUGUUCAGAGUUCAGAUUGGAAAAGACAUCACUCUGAACUGCAGCAUGAGAAACAGAUAUGAAGUGGCCUGGUAUCAUCUCAGAUCUGAAGAGCUCGUUCUACUGAUUUCUGCAGAGAAGGACAAAGCCGGGAAAAAACUUCUGAUCAACUACAAUCAGAACAAAACUCAUCUGAAAAUCACUGCGGACAGUUGGGUCACCGGAGUCAAUCUAACUAUUUCAGGAGUAUCAGAGUCAGAUUCUGGUCUUUAUUUCUGUGGAAUAAAAUAUGACGCUCCAGAGAUGCACUUCGACAAACCCAUCAGACUGGAGAUUGAGGGUCUUUUUGUAAAAGAAGAGACGAAAGCAGAAGAUGAAAUCACAGAUGAUGGAGUGACGGUGACGGAGCGUGUGUUGAUGUUCGGUGGUGUUGGACUGGCUGUGUUUGUGUUUUUUCUGGCUACAGUUUUUGCAGGAGGAAUCAUUUACCAGCGAGGACGGCAGAAAGGAUGGAAAGAAGCGAAACGUGCAUCUCGGAUGAGUUACAAAUCAGCUAAAUGACACAUUCAUGCUUUAUUUGGCAAUCUGAACCUUGCUCUGCAAAUCAGCAUUGCUGUAGGGAAACACAAAUAGACAACUGUGGCUCAGAUGCUUUUCCUUUGGUCUGAUCUUACUUUCACUUCAGAGAAGCUGAGAUGUUGUGGUAAAUGUCUUUUUCAGCACCAGUGAAUCUUAAACAGUCAUAGUGAUUAUUCAGGUUUGUGUGGUUCAGUCAAUAUUUAGUUAAAUAUCAAAGUUCUUCAGCUGUCUUUAAUGAACUGUUUAUUAAUUCAGUAUUAAUUAACAAUGUGAAUGCUUAGAGCUACUAAAGUUUUUUGAAAAAGAACAGCAAACAGAUUCUUCUUAAUGAAAACAUGCUUUAAUAUCAUUAGACCAGCUGGACUCAUGUCUGGCUAUAUCUUUAGACAUUAUAUAUUUAUCAACAAGAAUUAAUAUGUACAUAUACGAUGUUUGUAAGAAGAUAUAUAAAUGUAAAUCUCUUCUGUGCCACAUGAAGCUUGGUUUAAUAAAAAUGUCAUAGAUGUCUUCGGUGAUAAAUGUGUUGUUGAGAGAUCUGAUCAAAUAAACAGCAGUAAAACAGAAAUUGUUUAUUGCAUUUUCUGUAAGAAAACAUGAACAUUACCAAAGCUAAACCACUUCAUGUAUAAAUUCAGAGGUGUUAGAGCUGUCCUUACUCUUAAGAACAAAAAGUUUUCACAUCAUUGUCAUGCGAUGCAGAAUAAUGAUUUCCUGACUGACUGCAUUAUGUGAAACCACAAAGAGGUGAGGAUGAUAUCAAUAUGACUAAACUAAAAUGCAAAUGGACAAAUUAGCCUUAGCGUGUGUGUGUGUGUGUGUGUGUGUAUGUGUGCGCGUGUGCGUGCGUAUACACACAUUAAUGGAA